GAUUAUGAAUUUGAUAAAGAUGAUUUAGUCCGAAUGUGGAUUGCAUUGGGUUUCAUUCAAUCAACUUAUAAUCCAGGAGAGACUAUGGAAGAUAUUGGAGGAAGGUAUUUUGAUACUUUGGUUAAGAAAUCAUUUUUUGAUAAAUAUGAUAAUUAUUAUAAGAUGCAUGAUUUAUUACACGAACUAGCACAAUCUGUUUCUGCACAAGAAUGCUUCAGAAUUGAGGGUGAAAAUGAGUUGACCUAUAGUAUUCCUGAAACUAUUCGACACUUGGCUAUUAAUUCUAACAAUUUCGAAUUGUUCAAAAAUAUUGGGAAAUUUAAAAAUUUGCAUUCGCUUCACUUAACCUUCAACGAAGAUGAUCAAGAUUUUGUUGAUGUACUUAAUAAAAUUUUUGAAACAUUGAGAACCAUCCGCUUGUUGUGCAUAAACAAUCAACACCUGAAAUCGAUACCCGAGGGAAUUGGACAUUUAAGACAUCUUCGAUAUUUAAAGAUUGCUAGAACUAGUGUUGCUCAACUGCCAAGAUCCUUAAGCAAUCUUUAUCAUUUGAUGUUUAUAAUAUAUGAUAAAGGAGGUUUGUGUAUUUGCAAGGAUUUCUUGCCAAUGAAUUUAAAUAAUCUUUUUAAUCUGCGUUACUUGAAAUUGCCUUGGGAUGUCAUUCAUGGGAUGCAUGCGAUUGGAAAGCUAAAAUCUCUUCAAGGGCUGGAUGGGUUUUAUGUUAAGAACAAGAUUGGUUAUAAAAUUGGGGAGUUGGAGCAUAUGAAUGAUCUUCGCCACUUAAGAAUCAAACUUCUUGAAAAUGUGAAGGAUGCCGAGGAGGCUUGCAGUGCCAAAAUAUAUCAAAAGAGGGAUCUCAUGGAUUUGUCUUUAGAAUGGAAUCACAUUUAUGUCAACGAUUGGGGUCUUAUAAGACCUUGUAGUAUGCCAGACAAAUCACGAAAAUAAUUCAAUUCUUACUUAGAUGUGAAAGUCCUUGACAAU
Dendrobium catenatum is the source of this 984-nucleotide messenger RNA. RefSeq names its product putative disease resistance RPP13-like protein 1. The transcript has a single exon. Gene Ontology annotation, biological process: defense response to other organism. The record is from RefSeq and is a predicted model, not a curated record. The coding region runs from base 34 to 948 and encodes 304 amino acids. NCBI's taxonomy places the organism in Eukaryota, Viridiplantae, Streptophyta, Magnoliopsida, Asparagales, Orchidaceae.